Amphimedon queenslandica is the source of this 3459-nucleotide messenger RNA. RefSeq lists its product as uncharacterized. The coding region runs from base 115 to 3381 and encodes 1088 amino acids. The transcript is spliced from 10 exons. The record is from RefSeq and is a predicted model, not a curated record. NCBI's taxonomy places the organism in Eukaryota, Metazoa, Porifera, Demospongiae, Haplosclerida, Niphatidae. Gene Ontology annotation, molecular function: protein binding.
UGCUGUGUAAGGGAAUUUUAUUCACAUGCUCCCCCAACCUCCCAUGCAUAACAUUAUAUUUGUUAUGCUACUCAUGAUUUUAUUCAGGAUAAUAAGGAUAUUAUUCUCAAAGUCAUGAAUGUCAUUCAAUACCUUAUACACCACCCAAGAGGAAUGGAUGCCAAAGCUUUCCUCUUCUUCCUUUCCUUUGUGUCUCUUGUCUCCUUUUCCACAUCUUCAACUUGCUUUGUUAACGAGAUAAACAAUUACUUUAAGCAGCGUGAUAAUGCAUCUCAGGACGUCCUUGCCCUUGUUAACAGCAACUUUAUAGCAGCUGUGGGCUCCAACACCACCAACAUAAAUGGAAGCUACUCUACAGAAGCCCUUUAUUCUGCUAUUGCGAAUGCUAGCAAUGUAACAAAGUCUGAGAAAGGAAUGAAAAACUUUAACAAUGCUCUAAACGAGAUAACCAACUCUUACUUUGUUGCAUGUGAAGGCAGUGACCAGCAAUUUGAUAAUACUAUGAACACUUUGAAGCAGUUUUUAGAACAUGUUAUGAACUUUACUGAUGGAAAAAGUGUAAGAGAAGACUAUGGCAAGCUGCUCUGCAGCCAGAAGCAGUCUGGUAGGAUACUUGAUGUCUCCAAGUCGACUAACAAGCAAAGAAGAUCGACCAGCACCUCUGUUCUUGAUUGUGCCUCUUCUCCAACUAUUCAAGAGCUUCAAGAUUGUUUGGAUCCAUUUGAUGUUUGGCCGUGCAUAUUCAACAUUGAUCCAACAAGAGGUGAUUGUCCACAGUCAACUACUCAGACUCAAGCAAGGAACUGUCUUGCAUUUGUUGUGGACACUACUGGUAGCAUGGCUGAUGAGAUUGCUGCAGCAAGACAAAUCAUCCGCCAGUUUAUCCAAAGCGAAGAAAACAUACUCACUUUCUGUUAUGUCCUUGUUGCUUUCAAUGACUACAAUGCUCCAGGUUACGUAUCAAAUCUAGAGUUUUAUAAAAUUUAUGAUGCCCACUAUACCAGUAAUGAUCCCAACUCACAGAUUGGGUUCAGUGUGAACAAAGGAGGCACACCAGUCUAUGGAACUGAUGUCCUUUUAACAGAUGUUGACUCCCUUGGGGCACACGGAGGCAAUGACUGCCCAGAGUACGGAAUGAUUGGCAUAUUGAAAGCAAUAGAGCUAAUCAAUAGUAUUGACAAUCCUUAUAUCAAGGAGGCCGGGAAGCAUAAUGUCAUAGUGUUAACAGAUGCAUCAGCUGCAGAUGAUGAACUGUAUCCUUAUGUCAUUGGGAAUGCAACAAUACCUGAUGGUCUUGAUAUUACGGUUCAUUUCUUCUACAGCAACGAAAAUGGGUGUACGCAUCCUGCAUCAAUUGUAUAUGGAUAUGGUAACUAUCCAGCUAUAUCAAAUGCAACAUGUGGAUUUGCUGUUCACUCGAUAACCACACAAGCUUUCAAACAGUUUGCUAGCUACUUAUACAAGGCACAGCAGGAUGCCGGCUAUGGCUUAGACACUUGUGUUGCUGGAAGUCAAGCAGCUCAAAGCAAUCCUUCCAUCAUCAACCCUCAAAACGUCUCUAGCAAUAAUUGUGCUCACUUUAACAUUUCUGUGCUUGCAGGGAGCUUUGCUGUUCUGCUUCAAGGAAGUACAUUAAAUCCAGUACUAACAGUAACAUUUCCUAAUGGUACAGUGGAAUCCAUUAGUGUUCAAGGAGACUUUACUGUCUAUCAGCAGAAUCACCCUCUGCAAGGUCAAUGGAACAUGUGCCUCUCUGCAGGUGAUGUAAUAGACUUUUCUCUCUCUGUUGACAUGGAUAUUGAAAUUGAUGUGAACUAUGUUGUUUCUGAUGAACAAGCACAAAAACUGCACCCAACAUCAGACCCUCCUUAUUCAUGUGAUACAGUAAGUGUCAUUCUUCAGACUGCACAGCUAGCAAAGAUAGAUUUCAAUAAAUCACUUUCACUUGAGCUGGUUCAUGUCAAUGGUACUAUUGAAGGAGAGAAGGCUGAGCUAUCAAAGUGCAGUGAUGCCAUCAUAGGUAGCUUUACUGUACCAAAGACAGCCUCGCCAUUGUUUUAUCAAGUAGAGGGGACUGACAUUGGGGGCAUUAAGUUCAAAGAGAUAAUAUCAUCUAAAACAGUAUCAUUUCCUAAGUCAGACGUAUCCCUGAUGCCAUUGAUUGACUCUGAAUCAGUCUUAUUAUCUCCUGAUGGGGAAACUGUGUUUGAAUAUCAGUACUCACUCCUGACAGAGAGAAUACAGCCUGUUCCAUUGCUUACACAAUGGAUCCUUCAAUCUAAUAAUGUUUCACUUCGUCAGAGUCUACCAACAAAAAGCUCCAUUCGUAACAGUCAGCAUGCUCACAUAAAGUUUGACAAUUUGAAUGAUUUACUAAACACUACCGGUCAAGAAAUAAACUGGACUCUAAUAGCAACAGAUGAAUGCAACAACAAUAAAGAGCAUACCUUCUCUGCUCCAGUUACUGUUCUCCCUCCUUUAGACCUAAGUACCUCUAUUUCAUGCACAGCAGAUGUUAAUGUUGAUUGGAAUAGUCUCAGUAAUGAUACUGGUCUUGACUUGCAUUAUAAUGCAUCAUUGGAAUAUAAUAAUGGAACAACAGUGCAGCAUACUUAUCUAUCCCAGCCUGGGCUUGUUAUAAGUGAUCUCUUGUUUAAUGAGACCCUUCAAGUGCGCAUCAGUGCUGGAUACCAGAGUGGUAAGAUUAUAUAUAAAGAGCCAUAUGACAUAAGGAAUAAUGCAGAUGUUCCAAGUCCUCCAAAAAGUCUAAUGGGCAGGGACAUUACUCCUAAUUUUAAUACUUACACUGUUGAGUUGGAAUGGCUGCCUCCUGACUGCUUGAAUAGCAAGAACAGCAUUAACUACACCAUCUACCAUAAAGAGGAGCAGCAACAAAACUGGAUAAAUACUACAGUAACAGUUGAAGAGGGAGGCCAGGGCACUACUGGACUGAUUAUAAAGAACAUAGAAGUCUCAGGUCCAGGAAAUCACCUUUUCAAAAUAUCAGGGAUUAAUGAAGCAGGGUUAAGCAUUGAAUCAAAUGAGGCUAACGUUACAGUUAGUGCAAUUGAUAAUGACCAAGGGGAGUCCACUGUAGUAAUUGUCACUGUUCUUGUUCCAGUCUGCAUAAUUAUAGCACUUGGAACUGUAGGUACUCUUAUAGCGUUUGGAGCUAUUUACUUUAAAAGACAGAGUAAAAGGAAGAGGAUGGAAGAAGCAGACUAUCAGUUUGAAGAAUAUAACAAGAAUGAUUUCCAUGACAAUGAAAAUGAGUAUUUAGAUGAAGACAAGAUACAUCUUUACUCAGAUCCAGAAAAAGAGGCUAUGACGUCAGCAGAGCAAAAAGAAUGGAAAGUAGAACGGCCACAGUUUUACUACUAAAAUACUAAUUGCUACAAAUUUAUUGUUAUUGUGCCUGUAUUUAUUAUUAGCCAGUAAAUGUGUAGAUUGUGUACAGUA